Messenger RNA from Lethenteron reissneri (Far Eastern brook lamprey), 1290 nucleotides. Its product is annotated as phospholipase A2 A2-actitoxin-Cgg2a-like. Gene Ontology annotation, molecular function: calcium ion binding; phospholipid binding. The record is from RefSeq and is a predicted model, not a curated record. Lineage: Eukaryota; Metazoa; Chordata; Hyperoartia; Petromyzontiformes; Petromyzontidae. Gene Ontology annotation, biological process: arachidonate secretion; phospholipid metabolic process; lipid catabolic process.
AGUGACCGACGGAAACUUUCGUGGCCCUAAUUCCACGGAGCAAACGGCUGCUUCAAGGUACAAAAACCCCCACAAAUCUGAUUGGUCAGGACGUGGGCAGGCAACGAGAUAAAAAGGGGUAUUUUGGAGUGUGGGACAGCAUUGACCAGGUUGACAUCAACGCUGAAGACGUUUCGAUGGCUCGUAUGCUGGCGAUUGCUGCUAUUGCGCUUGCAAGUGUGUAUCUUGCAAGUGGACAGGAGGUCGACAAUCAUAAGCAUAAGCGAUCCAGCUGGAACUUUGCUUGGAUGAUCUACCGUGUCACGGGAAGAAAUCCACUCGAUUACAGUGGCUACGGCUGUCACUGUAUUUUGGGAAGUGAAGGACACCCAGUCGAUGCUGUGGACAAGUGCUGUCAAGUUCACAACCGAUGCUAUGACGCCGCAUUCAGUAUGGGGUGCGCACCGCAUUUGGAUUCUUAUGAAUUCAGCACUCGAGGAAAAGCCAUAACCUGCAGGAAGCAGGGAUCACCAUGCGAAACACUGGCAUGCUCCUGUGACAAAGCUGCCGUGGAGUGUUUCGCAAUUCACGACUUUGACGACAAUUUCCAGAAUUUCAAGAGAAACGGAGUUUGUGACAAUUAGAAAACAGCCGUUUUAUGAGGAGGGAAUAAAGACACAACAUUCGCAUUUUAAAGCACCUACGUUUACGUAUGAUCGGUGAUAACCCGCAAAAUAAUAUGAUUUACGAUAAACCAAACGUUGGAUGUAAAAUAUGCCAUUAAAUUCGUUAUUUAAAUUAUAAAACAUGUUAACCAAUUUUGUUUACUUAAAAAUUAGGAUUCAACCCAUACAGACAUGAAAUUAUGGAUCAAAAUAUCCUUUGAGCUAUACCGAUCGCAUCCUUAGGCUGUCAUUCAGUUUCAUGACUUAAUUAAUUAGUUGUCUAAUUAAGUUAAUCGUGAAGAUCAUAUGUGACUGCAGGUUGUGCUAUUAUUGGUGAAAAUACUGUAUAACUAUGGUGCAGGACUGCAGUUGUGCUUUAGUGGUGAAAUAUAAUUCCUGAUGACUUGUGCUGAAGUGCAUCAAAUGAAACAAAAAAAAUGUAAUUUGAAAAACAAUUCUAUUGAUAAUGCGAACUAAGAUGAUUACAACUGGUUGUGGUGUUUGCACUAUAUAUAAUAAAGUGUUCAAUGGAUGUUCAAGUAUCACUCUUUCUAUUUGAUAUGGAUUUGAAUUGAGUAGCAAUUUCAUAUAAAUCACUGGAGUGAUAUGACCUUGCCGAUGACCAAAUCACCAAAAAUGGAUGAUA